GUUCGUAUCUAGUUCACCCAGUCUUCCAGAGAGUGUGCUCCAUGCUUUGAGACCAGGAAGACCAUGGUGUACUGAAAUGAAGAUGGAAGCAGUGGGAAAAGCAGAACAGCUUGAUUCAGAAGUUCCACCAAAGACUUCUGAAAAGCAGGAGACUGCUCCUGAUGAAGACAGACCUAUAGAACUCAAGACACAAACUCGGAAAGACAACAUGCCUACUGCAGCAGGCUCUGUGGUGCUCUCUUCAAUGCCUUGCUUAUUGAUGGAACUGAGGAGAGACUCCUUGGAGUCUCAGCUAGCAUUUAUGGAGAGCCAUAAGCCAACGGGUGGUCAAGUUUAUGAGAGUGACUCUUCUAAUCACUGCAUGCUUUCUCCUUCUUCCAGUGGGCAUUUGGCUGACUCAGAUACGUUGUCUUCCACAGAAGAGAAUGAGCCCUGUCAGGCUGAAGCUGCUGUAGAGGGAGACUCUUCUGUGGUGUCUGGGGCUGCAGUUGGGAGGAAAUCCAGGCGAUCCAGGUCCGAAAGUGAAACUUCAACAAUGGCUGCCAAGAAAAACCGACAGUCUAGUGAUAAGCAGAAUGGUCGAGUUAUCAAGGUAAAAGGUCAUCGAAGCAAAAAGCACAAAGAAAGAAUCCGGCUCUUAAGACAGAAAAGGGAGGCAGCUGCUCGCAGGAAGUACAACCUGCUACAGGACAGCAGUACCAGUGAUAGUGACCUGACGUGUGACUCGAGCAUGAGCUCAUCAGAUGAUGAUGACGAAGUUUCAGGGAGCAGCAAGACAAUCACUGCAGAGAUACCAGAUGGACCUCCAGUUGUAGCUCAUUAUGAUAUAUCAGACACAAAUUCAGACCCAGAAGUGGUAAAUGUGGACAAUCUGUUGGCAGCUGCAGUAGUUCAAGGGUGCAGUAAUUCUUUAGGAAAUCAAGACUCAGGAUCUGCCUGGAGAACCAGAGGGCUGCUAGAUGAACUGGUUGCUGAUACAGGUCAUUUGGAUCCAGGCUACCUUGAAAGUAACAAAACCUCUUCUGGUAAUGCCCAGAUCAGUGACAAAAUAAAUAUUGCCUCUUCUGAUAGUGAAGUAGAGAUUACUGGAGUUGAGGAACAUGCCAGGUGUGUGCAUCCCAGGGGAGGUGUGAUUCAGAGUGCAUCUUCCUGGAAGCAUGGCUCAGGCUCAGAGUACAUUAACACUCAGCAAACGCAAUCAUGGACAGCUGUGACUCCCCAGCAGAACUGGUCUUCACCCCCAGAAGUAGAUCUCACUUUCGAUGAGGAUACCAGAUACAAAUAUCUACUGUAAUGCAGUGUCACUGUGUUUCUGUCUACUCCUCUGCUUUGUGGCACAGAAGUUCAUUGUUAAGCUUCAGCUUCAGAAGCCCUGCUCCUGGUAUUAAAAACUCAAACUCAUGAAGUUUUUAAUUUCCAUAUGAAUGUAGUAUAAUUUCAAUAUAAUUUAAAAUGGUUUUUCCUUUUCAAAGAGUGAUUCCUCCUAGAAUUAAAACCCAAUAGCACCAAAUUUAAAAUACAUCUACAGUUUUACUAACUUAUGCAUGUUAAUCUGUAAAAAAUAACUGUGCAAAUUUAUGUCUUCCCACCCUUUCCCACCUCCAACUUAAGAACAUAUUUAUCAGUAUUGGGUUUGUUGUUAGAAGUUAGUGUUUUGCUGUGUGAGCAUUUUGAGAAAAGCUGUGUCCUCACUGAUUUCAGUGGAACUGGGGGUAUUCCACACUUACAAAAACUGGGCCAAGAGUAUUCAUACCCAAGCUGAUUGUUUAUGUUACCAGCAGGAAGAAUUGUCUUAAAUGCAAAUGGACCAUAACAUAUGC
This is a messenger RNA of Melopsittacus undulatus (budgerigar), 1820 nucleotides long. RefSeq lists its product as uncharacterized. The coding region runs from base 77 to 1294 and encodes 405 amino acids. NCBI's taxonomy places the organism in Eukaryota, Metazoa, Chordata, Aves, Psittaciformes, Psittaculidae. The record is from RefSeq and is a predicted model, not a curated record. The transcript has 4 exons.